Messenger RNA from Pogona vitticeps (central bearded dragon), 2842 nucleotides. NCBI's taxonomy places the organism in Eukaryota, Metazoa, Chordata, Lepidosauria, Squamata, Agamidae. The record is from RefSeq and is a predicted model, not a curated record.
UUAGCCUGGCGGAAGUACCGGCGAGGCCUUCGUUGACGACCUUCGCUGUUGCCGCCACUUCCUUCUUCCGCCCGGCCAGGUGUCUUGGGUUGCGUCGCUUCUGCAAUGCUGCUGGCCGGUGACGAAGCCCCGACCGGGGAAGGAAUGAGCAAGAAAAAAGAAUCUGAAGAGCAAGUUGUGGUACAUGAAGAGUUCACGUAUGUUAAUGGAGCAGCUACCCAGAUCUUAAAGUGCGGCCCUUGGAGAGAUCUCUGGAAAUAUGAAAAUACCCCCAAAGUCUUAUUUCUAGUUAUCCCCGGUAAUCCAGGACUUGCUGACUUUUACCGGACCUUCAUCCGAACUUUGUACUGUAGCCUGAAACAGCAGUAUCCAGUUUGGGCAGUAAGCCAUGCUGGACACUGUAAAGUCCCUAAUGGCAUGAAAAUGACAGAAGAGACAGAAAAUAGCAACAUAGAUGAUGUCUUUGGACUUCGUGGGCAAAUAGAGCACAAACUGAGCUUUCUUCGAAAAAAUGUGCCCAAAGAUGUCAAGCUUGUACUGAUCGGACAUUCGAUUGGGUCGUACAUUUCCCUUCAAAUUAUGGAACUUGCGCCGGAACUGGAGAUUCUUCACAGUGUGCAUUUGUUCCCUACAAUAGAGCGCAUGGCCCAGUCUCCGCAAGGAAAGAUUUUGACACCAUUGGUUUGCUAUCUUCGCUACAUUGUAUAUAUACCUGUAUACCUGAUGACCCUUCUUCCAGAAAGAGUAAAAAGCCCAAUAGUGCGCUUUGUAAUGGGAGGAAGAUGCAGUGAAGAAUUAUUAACAACGGUCAUGGAUAUGUUAAACAUGGAUUGUUUAGCAAACGUUUUUUACAUGGCAAGUCAAGAGAUGAGGAUGGUCACAAAGAGAGACAGCAGUACCAUAAGAAAGCAUUUAAAGAAGCUGACUUUUUACUAUGGAGCUAAAGAUUUGUGGUGUCCCAGGCAAUAUUAUGAAGAGAUGAAGAUGGAGUUUCCAGAGGGAGACAUCCAGCUAUGCGAGAGAGGAUUCCAUCAUGCUUUUAUCCUGCGUUCUUCCAAAGAAGUGGCUGAAAUGGUGACACACUGGGUACUGGAUGAUCUGGACAGGCUGUAAAUAAGAGGUGGAUCAGAAGGUGGGACAGGAGGGAACCACUGUCCUUGAAAAGACUUGGACAUCUGGGCAUUGUGCGUUACUUCCUCUAGAAGAUGUGGUCUAACUUUGCAGUGUGAAGAACCGUCCCAUUGACAGGAGUCCUACUAAUAGCCCAUUGUAUGUUUUUCAAGAACUUGGACUGGCUUUUGCCAAAGGUGAAUUGGGAUUUUUUAAAAGUGUAAAAUACUCAUUCAGUGGCAGUGUCUUGUGCAUUCUAAACCCACGUCAAGUGACCCCCAUACUAACAUUUGUGAGAAGGUUGCAGUUUUGUUCUUAAAAGUGAGUUCACAAAUGCCCAAGCAGUGAGAUUUUUCUGAAGACUUAGAGGGCCAUGAUAGAGCAGGCAGAGCAGCCAUACUCCUCAGAGGCAAUAAUCACCAUGGAGAUAAUUUACAUAUUCAGCCCAAAAUAAUUGGCUGUGAGUUAUAGCAGGAUGCACAACCAUGUAUGAAUCAGCCUUCAGAUUUAAAAAAUUUUAAUUUUAUUUGAAUGCAGUGCAGGAAAAGACAGGGUUAAUAAUCUGCUGGAUGAAGAUUUAUCAGUUUGAAGUCUUAAACUCUCCAUUUGUAUAAACUCUCUCAAGAUUUUAGAAUAAGUUUGCAAAGAAUGCCAGAAGAUACAUUUUUGUAGAAAUACUUAAUGAAAAAGUGUUCAAAUAAAAUAAAGAAGGGAGUUCUGUACAUGAGUAUACAAAAUAAUUUUCCCUUCAGAGUGCAUUUAAAAUAUAAAUGAAACAAUCUUUAAAAAAAUUAUUCCUUUCCCCAUAUCUGCCCCUGUGCACCCUUUGAACCUAUUCACUGAUCAUGAGACAGGAGAAAAGAAAUGAACUGGAAGGGAAAAUGUGUAUUAUUUAUUGUGUGACUGUAUUUUUCACCUUGUUAAACAUUUAUUAUCUCCCACAUCAGCUCACACGGCUGAAAAGGGGAGGCAGGCUCUGUCGUCAAGUUAACGAAUUGAAACUACAUGACACGCAAGGGAAAGGGAGUGAAUUGGAAAGGGAAGGAAGAGGAGGGAGGUGGUUUUUUGAAGACUAGAACAAGGUGUAAGCUGUAAGCAGGCAUCUAAGCACAGAUCAGGCAUGGCUGGGUUCCUUUCACCCCAAGGGCAUCUCCUCUAUAUAUUCAAGACCAGCUUGAUACCACUUCCUCUGGCCUGGCUCCAUCCUAUCUAUGGAGCUCUGCGCUCUGUAGCUGGAAUUCUCUGCUGUCGUUCAAAGGAGAGCACACAAGCUUUCUAGCAGAGAAUUCUUAAUUAUCUUAUCCAGCAUCAAACUCCAGAUUAGGUGGAGAGGAAUAAUUGCAGUUAAGGUGAGAUUGAACCACUACCCUUCUGCCCUCUACACAUCAAGUGCCUGAGCUGCUUGAAUGCAAAAUGAAUAGUUUCUUUACAAUGAAAUUCAGAGAAGUAGUUUAGUGAUGUCAUGCUUCGAUAAAAGAAGCCAUGAGCCGGUGGCUCCCUGUGCACUCUCAAAAUCUUAAUUUGAAGAUUAUAAAGACCCUGAAGAGCAGAUUUUCAGAAGGUGCGUGAGACAGAAACAAAGAAGAUAAAGUUCAGCAUGCACACACAUUUCUGGCAGUGCAAGAUUAAAUUCCACCUUAAGCAGCAUUUAAGAUCACUAUUCAAUGUGCAUAGUACAUUGAGUCUCAUGGUGCAGUAGUUAACUUGCAGUCGUCGUUUAGUCAUGUCCGAC